Molecule: messenger RNA, 2996 nt
Organism: Pogona vitticeps (central bearded dragon)
Lineage: Eukaryota; Metazoa; Chordata; Lepidosauria; Squamata; Agamidae
Source: RefSeq, a predicted model, not a curated record
CAACAAGGUAUGAAUGCCCCGGAACCUAUUACAUUAGGGUCCCCAUAUCUGCGGGAUCAAUAUCCGCUGAUUCACUUGCCCAGGCUUUUGAAAAUAUUAAAAGACAAAUCCUAGAAAUAUGUUUCUUAAUGGGACGUUGCCAGAACGGGCCGUUAGAGGGAGCCAAAGACCAUGCUAUGUGUGGUGUUCACUAUCACCCGCAUUUUCCAUUAUCCGCGGGGGUUUUGGAACCCAUUCCCCAACUGAUGGGGUUCCCACUCGCUGUGAAGGAUGGGCUGCCUGCGCAGCAUCCCUGCAACAAGACUGGGGUGAGGCGUCCCUUCCUGCACCGACCGGCAACAAAAGGCGACCCUGAUGGUGGGGCCCCCAGAAACUUGUGCUGCUAUAAGUCCUGCUGCGAUGCCUCUUGUCAGCUGAACUGCACCUGGGAGGCAGCCAGACAUGAUCCAGAAACCAGCUACAAACUCAUCUUCCAGUAUCAUGAUGAUAAGAAAGGUGAGAACCGCCAGAGUUUUCAGGCUAAAGGACGGACCUCCCUGGUCAUCAAUCAGAAUAAUGUUUACGCCUUGAAAAAAGUAACCGUCUGGGUUGAGAGCCACUCUAGGGACCGUCCUCCGCUCCAGUCUGAAAAUCAAACACUGCUGAUCAACGAGGCCGUGAAAAUCGACGCGCCACCAGCCCAGUCCAUCAGUGUUUCUCGAUCCAGAGGCAUCCUCACCGUCCGAUGGUUUGAAUCCCACCAGUGUGACCGUUUGCCCAGGAUGGCAGAGGUCAGGCUGAGGCAGGAGAACGUGGGCAACUGGACCCUGGAAAACUGUACAUCAGAGAACGAUGAAGGAGCCCAAGAGAGAAUCAAAGUGACGUGUGACAUGGGGAAAAGCUGGGCAUAUGAAAUGCAGGUUCGAUACCGGACUUCUCACUGGAGCAGUUACUGGAGCGACUGGAGUGAUACUGUUUUCGUUCCUGCAGAAAUCCUCCGAAGUCCGAGAGUGAAUUGCACUGUGGGGCGCCUCGGGGAAGAUGGGCUAAGGAAUGUCACACUGGAAUGGGAGAGUCCCGGCGCUGAGCAAGGGGAGGUGAGCUACACCCUGACGUUCGUCCUGCUGCCCUGCCAGGAGUGCCUGUCCGACUCAGUCUUCACGCACGCCAUGCGCCACCAAGUGGCCCACCGCGUGGCUCUUUCCGGGGCCGGCUAUAACAUUUCCCUGGAGUCAUGCAACAAAGUCAGCUGCGGCCCCAUCUCUUCCUUUCUUGUCCCACCAGCAGUGCGGGACACAGGUCCCGGGGCCCCGAACGUCACCCUCUCGGGCAAGCACUUCAGCCUGCAGUGGCGAGCGAAGGCCGAAUUGGACGGGUUGUGCUUCGAAAAACAAGCCCUCGGGGAUCCUCCCUGGGAGGAGCUGCAGUGCAAGGAGGAAGACCUUGAAGCCAGCGACGAGCACCGACACUCGGGGGUGCUGGAGCCCAACCGGUGUUACCGCAUUGCAGUGCAUGGACGUGAUUCUGCCAGGAACGUCUGGUUAACAUUUGCACUGACACACCUUUUCCCCAGAAACACUUCUCGGGAAACCUCCAUCCCCGUCAAAGUCGUUAACAGGACGGCCACUUCCGCCCUCGUUCAGUGGACGCGCCCUCGGGGGAUCUCCGACUGCCCCGGGGUGCUGAAGAAAUACAUCCUCUGUUGCCAAACAGAGCCGGAGGGCAAGACCACCUAUUACGAGGCUGACGCUUCGGAAACCCAGCAUGUCCUCCCGGACCUGCAGCCCGACACCACUUACCGAGUCGGGGUCUGGGCUUCCACGGCAGGGAGCGAGGUGGGCUGCAGGGCCCUCAUCCGGUUCACGACCAGUCCCUCAGCUCUUCUCUCUCUCCCUCCAGAUGGUCAGCAGCUGCCUCUGGUCUUCCUGGGGGUCUAUGCAGGCCUUCUGGUGGCAGCCCUCGUCACCUUCCAUUUCUGGAAGAAAAGGCUGAAGGACGCCCUGUGCCCCACUUUGCCGGAUCCGGCCGAAGCCGAAGCCGUCAAGAUCCUUCCCGUUGCGGAGAUGGGCAGCCAGGUCUGUCCUCCGCGACGCUUUGUGGAGCCGCUGGAGUCUAGCCAUUCCACAGAACCGUUUGUGGUAGAUCCACGCACGGAAGAGGAGGAGCAUGAGGAGGACGUGAAGAUGGGCUCGCCCAAACUCGCCACAGCCGUGGAAGAGGCACCGUCCCCCACGGAGGACCCAUCUGGCUCUGGCAGCCCCCUGGCCUGUGAGUACAAGGAGCAGGGGCUUCUGAGCACCGUGGAAGAAGACCCACCAGGACGGGAAGGGACUGGAGAAUCGGAAAGACCCUCCAACGAAGUGGCCGGACGUGGCUGCCGAUCCCCGGAGUUUUGCUGAACCUGGAGGCCACGAGACCCAGAACCAGAGCCACUUCUGCCCCUGGCUGUGAAGCCAGGCGGGAUUCAGGCAACUGGCUGGCCAAAGGUGCCCCCCAUCACCCUCCGAAACAGAGGGUUGAGGUUCCCAGGACUAGCAGAAUCCUGGAGUUGGAAGGGGCAUGUAAGGACAUCUAGUCCAACCCCCUGCUCCACGCAACAGUCCAUAUCAAAGAAUCGCCCAGGGGUUGAGGGUCUCUCUGGCUGCAGAGCCAGAGGCUGGGAUUUCGAAUCCCCCACUGGGACUCCUGGACAGGGGCUGGACUGGAUGAUCUUGAGGGUCCUUUCCCGCUUGGCUGUUCUACAAUGAUAGUUAUAGUAUAAUCUGACAGGUGGUUAAUAUUCCCUUGAAGGCCUCCAGUGUGGGAGCCCCCCCACGCCGAGGUCAUGGGUCCCAUCGCUGUACUGUUCUAACAGUUAAGAAGUUUUUCCUGAUACUCGUCCAAAGUCUGGCUUCCAAAGAAAGUGUGCCAGAAGUGGAAAGGGGUAGAUUUCCAUUUCUCUUUUUUAAUUCCUCCCCUCCCACCAAUUACAGUAUAUUUCACCAUGGGAUAAAUACAUAAUUUUUUUAAAAAACCUA